AUGUUCAAAAUAGCAACAGUUUUAUUACUAUCUGCGGCAAUUGUGUGCGCUGUACCGAAACCGGAUGAAGUACCAAAACAUAAUCCUCUUGAACAUGACUCCAAACAUGUUGACCACUUUGCCAAUGGCCAUCACAACGCUCAAUAUGACCAUGAACAAUUCUUAGGCGAAGAUGAGGCGAAAACUUUCGACCAAUUGCCUCCCGAGGAGAGUAAGAGACGAUUGGGCCUCAUUGUUGAUAGAAUAGACGAGGAUAAAGAUGGAUUUGUGACUCCAUCUGAAUUGAAGAGAUGGAUCGAAUAUACACAGAGACGUUAUAUCGAUGAAGAUGUAGAUCGUCAAUGGCGUCAACAUAAUCCAGAUGGUAAUGAUACAAUUACAUGGGAAGCUUAUCGCAAGGAGGUGUACGGAUUUAUGGAUAGCUUAACCAAAGACGAACAAGAACACGAAGAAAAUGGUAUUUCGUACAAGAGUAUGUUGACUCGUGACCGUCGUCGUUGGGCAGUGGCCGAUCAAAAUCUGGACGAUGCUCUGACCAAGGAAGAAUUCACUAAUUUCUUGCAUCCUGUCGACAGUCCCGUAAUGGCCGAUGUUGUUCUAACCGAAACUAUCGAAGACAUUGAUAAGAAUAAGGAUGGUAAAAUCUCCGUUGAUGAAUACAUUGGCGAUAUGUACACUCCCGUCGAUGAAGGCGAAGAAGAACCCGAAUGGAUUAUUAGCGAAAGAGAGACAUUUGCCAAAUUCCGUGAUACCGAUGGUGAUGGUUUCCUAGACCGCGAAGAGGUUAGAGCUUGGAUUGUUCCCAAGGACUUUGACCAUGCCGAAACUGAAGCUAGACAUUUAAUCUAUGAAGCCGACAACGACAAUGAUGAAAAACUAACAAAGGAUGAGAUUCUUGACAAAUAUGAUGUUUUCAUUGGAUCUAAAGCCACAGACUUCGGGGAGGCACUUGGACGUCAUGACGAAUUCUAA
Molecule: messenger RNA, 972 nt
Organism: Musca vetustissima
Lineage: Eukaryota; Metazoa; Arthropoda; Insecta; Diptera; Muscidae
Gene: scf
Product: calumenin-B
Exons: 1
Coding region: 1-972 (323 amino acids)
Cellular component (GO): endoplasmic reticulum
Molecular function (GO): calcium ion binding
Source: RefSeq, a predicted model, not a curated record